Aspergillus sclerotioniger CBS 115572 is the source of this 1352-nucleotide messenger RNA. RefSeq names its product monooxygenase. Bases 12 to 1271 code for a protein of 419 amino acids. Lineage: Eukaryota; Fungi; Ascomycota; Eurotiomycetes; Eurotiales; Aspergillaceae. The transcript has a single exon. Gene Ontology annotation, molecular function: FAD binding. The record is from RefSeq and is a predicted model, not a curated record.
AAAUAACAGUAAUGACCAAACAUCUCCGUCCCUCCCCUCAGAGUCUCAAAUAUGCCCUCAAAAUUCUCAUCGUCGGCAGCGGCUGCGCCGGCCCGGCCCUAGCCUUCUGGCUCUCCCGCUCCGGCCACCACAUCCUGGUAGUCGAACGGUCCCCCUCACUCCGCGACAAAGGCGCUCAGAUCGAUCUCCGCGGCCAAGGCAUCGAAGUCGUAAAACGAAUGGGUCUCCUGGACACCAUCCGAGACAAAUGCGUCGACGAAUCAGGGUUCAACCUUGUCGACAGCAACUCCACCAUCCAAGCCAGCAUCAAAGCCAACACCUCCGGCAAGGGCCGGCAAUCCCUAACCUCCGAAUUCGAAAUCAUGCGCGGGGAUCUAGUUCGUAUAUUCCACGACGCUACGAAUCACAAACCCAACGUGAAAUACAUCUUCGGCAUGACAGUGGAUCACUUCACCCAAGAUACCAACCAGGUCAUGGCAUAUUUUUCCAACGGCACGUCGGAUACAUUCGACCUCCUCGUCGGCGCCGACGGGCAGAACUCUCAAAUCCGAAAAGCCAUCACCCCCGCCACCGCCCCAGACCCAUAUCUCCAUCUGGGCUUCCACGCCGCAUACUGGUUCAUUCCACGCAUCGAAUCAGACACGAACACAUUCACCGCGUACCUAUCCCCCGGAGGAAGAGCAAUCUUCCGACGAAGCCACUCCCCCACCGAAUCCCAAGCAUAUUUCUUCCUCAAAGACCCCUCCCCUGAACUAUCCAGCAUUCACCGCGCUUCUACCUCCCAACAGAAACAAUUCUGGACUCAGCGCUUCCGCUCUGCGGGAUGGGAAACAGAUCGGUUUCUCGACGGUCUACAAACAACGGAGAACUUCUACACCCAGGAAAUAGUCCAAAUACGCACGGACACGUGGUAUAAAGGUCGUGUUGUGUUGUUGGGCGACGCAGCGCAUUGUCCUGCCGUGAUAACAGGGUUAGGGACCACGUCGAGUGUCAUUGGGGCGUAUGUUCUGGCUGGGGAGAUUGAGAAGAAUAAGGGGGACUUGGAGCAGGCAUUGAGGGGGUAUGAGAGGGUGUUGAGGCCGUAUGUGAAUGAGAUUCAGAAGUUGAGUACGUCGGUGAUGACGUUUGCGUUUCCAGUCACUUGGUGGGGGAUUAUGCUGUUGCAGUGGGUUGCGAGGGUGGUUUGUUGGUUGGGGAUUCCGGAGUUGGUGACGAGGUUUGAGGGUGCGGGAGAGAAAGGGGGGUGGAAGGUGCCGGUUUAUGAUAUUUAGCUGACUAUAUAUUGGGAGUUGGGGGUUGUUCAAGUUUUAUGUAUUAUCUAUGUUUGGACAGACGAUGUGAAUAUUUCGUAC